Messenger RNA from Drosophila ficusphila, 1816 nucleotides. Its product is annotated as sialin. Gene Ontology annotation, molecular function: transmembrane transporter activity. NCBI's taxonomy places the organism in Eukaryota, Metazoa, Arthropoda, Insecta, Diptera, Drosophilidae. The transcript has 6 exons. The record is from RefSeq and is a predicted model, not a curated record. The coding region runs from base 208 to 1710 and encodes 500 amino acids. Gene Ontology annotation, biological process: transmembrane transport; monoatomic anion transport.
GAGCGACGAUUAGCUAGCCACCAAAUCGUGACAAAUUGCAAAUAAUUUCGCGCUGUAUAACAUCUCCAGGCGUUUGCAGUUGCAAUGCCAAUCAGUCGCUCCAUAGCUCGGGUUUCGCUUGGUUUAUUGCCAAAUUCCCAAUAGGUGUUUUGUGUAUGUUUUUUGUUUUUUUUUUUUUUAUUGGCAUUCAAUUAAAAGUGUGACAGAAUGAAGAGCAAAUCGUGGACCCUGCCACGCCUUUCGGAUCAAUCGAGUGUGUCCGCCCAUUCGCUUUUGGGAUCCGUGCGUCUGACCUAUACAAUUUGUGCCUUCGUAUCAACCUGUCUCCAUGCUGCCAUGAGAAAUAUGCUCGGCAUGAUCAUCCUGAAAAUGGUGAUGCACCGACCGGAAGAUUCCCUGGAAGUUCAUCCAACUGGGAGUCAUAUCACUAAUGACUCUCGGGUUGUGCAUAACCCAGUGAUCCCCGAGGUUCAGACAGGCGGUGACUUACCAUGGACUCGAAACCAGGAGCUGAAUUUUCCGGGGGUCUAUUACUACGGCUUUGUGGUUUCCAUCUCUUUGUCUGGAUAUUUGGCAGACCGAUGCAGCAGCAAGGUGUUGUUUAUUAUGUCGCUGAUUUUCGAGGGGGUGGCCUAUGUUCUGCUCCCAACGAUGGCACAUUAUAGUUUCGAGGCGGCGGAGGUUUGUCUAGUUAUUUGCGGCUUGCUGGCGGGUUGCGGUAACCCGGCAAUGUACAAGUUAUUUGUUACCUGGGCUCAUCCCACAGAGCGAACAGCUCUUUUGUCCUUCGCCUACAGCGGACUUCUCGUGGGAUCCAUGCUGGUUUAUCCGGUGGCCAGUUACCUGAGUAAUUUCAGCUGGGAAACGUCCUUCUAUGUGGUGGGCGGAGUUUCGCUUGCUUUCGGCAUCACCUGUGUUUUUCUAGUCUACGAUAGUGUUGAUCGGCAUCCACGCAUUUCGGAGAUGGAGGUGAAUUACCUAAAGCAAGGAAGGAAUCCCUUGGGGGUUCAGGAUCAGCAGGUGUUAAGGGUUCCCUGGAAGAGCCUAUUGACGUCGCCAUAUGUCUAUGGCUUCGUCCUGACCCACAUGUUCCACACCUACACCUUCCUGGUUUUGUCUCUAGUGAUGCCGCGAUUUAUGCGAGAGGCUAUGGAGUUCGAUCUGCAGGAGGUAGGAAUCCGAUCGGCGGCUCCAUAUCUGGGCGGGAUCUGUGGAAAGAUGGUGUGCAUCCUGGGUGGCAGCUAUGUCGAGCGUCGCGUGGGUCCCGAUCAGAACUGCAUGCGAAGGAUACUCUAUGGGAUCUGCAGCAUUCUGACUACUUCUUUUAUUGUGGUCAUUAUCCUUGCUGAUUCCAAUGAUAAAGUAUUAGUACUGCUGAUGUUUGCCUUCAUGAUGGCCUCCACGGAUAUGGGUUUUAGUGGCUACUGGCCCACACUUUUAUAUUUUGCGCCCUCUUUUGCGGGACUACUCUCUGGAUUGGCAAAUGGAUUAGCCCAUCUCUCCGGAUUUCUGGCUCCCCACCUUGUCGCCGCUUUGGUGCAUACUGGAGGCAAGAAAGAAUGGAAUGUGGUACUGAUCACGCUGAUUGCUUUUAACACAAUGGCCAUGUUGGUAUUCGGAUUUUGCAGCAGUACCAAUCUGCAGCAGUGGGAUCCCCGAAGCGAAAAGGAAAAUGUUACAUCUGCGACAGCUAAACCAAAUAAUAGCUAACCAAUCUGUAGUUGAUGAAUAUUUUAAUAGUUUUUACUCUUAUUUUGUAUUUUAAAAUUGCGUGUAAAAAUUAAAAAAUGUUGAAUAGAUAAAGAAAAACAGACUA